This is a messenger RNA of Phymastichus coffea, 2343 nucleotides long. It is a transcript of the gene MED11, whose product is annotated as mediator of RNA polymerase II transcription subunit 11-like. Gene Ontology annotation, biological process: regulation of transcription by RNA polymerase II. Gene Ontology annotation, cellular component: mediator complex. NCBI's taxonomy places the organism in Eukaryota, Metazoa, Arthropoda, Insecta, Hymenoptera, Eulophidae. The transcript has 5 exons. The coding region runs from base 246 to 737 and encodes 163 amino acids. Gene Ontology annotation, molecular function: transcription coregulator activity. The record is from RefSeq and is a predicted model, not a curated record.
GUUCGUAUAAUUAUAUUAUAAUAUGGUAACUUUCAGUUGCGUAGUGUAACAUUGAAUUAUUUAUUGCGAAUAAUCCGAACUAAUUAUCUUAAUUCAUUCGAUAUAUGAACUGAUUUUUGAUUGCCAGCGUAUUGACGAUUAUAAAUCGACGAAUUUACGCUUAUGGCACAUUGUUUUCGAGUAUCAAGUCUACAGUUAGUAGUUGCCAGAGUGUUGCUUCAGAAAUUACUAGAGGUUUAAGCAAAAUGUCUCCUCCAAUGGAAAGAAUUCAAAAUUUAGAAGCAAUUGAAAAGGACAUUAUAACAUGUUUACAAAGUGCAGGCCAAGCUUUUUUGGAAUUGAGUAAGGAUAAAUCCAAUUCAAAACAAGCUGAAGGACAAACCCAUCAAUUCAUAAAAACUUUAGGUCUAGUUGAAUCUAAACUAAGUGAGCAAAUUAAUUAUUUGACUCAAGUGUCUACAGGACAACCUCACGAAGGAUCAGGAUAUGAAAGUCAAAAGGUUUUGCAAAUGGCUUGGCACAGAUUACAGCAUGUGCGCAGUCGAGUUGAUGAACUGGAACGCAUUAUGAUAAAGCAUCAGCAUUCACGAGCUGCUGCUAUGGGUAGGCCACAGCAACAGCUUCAACAACAACAGCAGCAACAACCACCACAAAUGCAACAACAGCAGCCUCAACAGAUGGCUGCUGGUAAUGUUGCUGCUGUGCAGCCAUCUCAGAUUAAUCCUCCGACAGCAUAGUUAAUGCAGUUCCAGCCAAUGACAAGUGAACCAUUGGCUUUUUCUCAAAAUACUUAUCCUGCAACAGGCCAGGAAACUACAGAUCCAUCAUUUGGUUUUCCUAGACUCUAGAUGGUUCAACAUAUAUUUCAACAACUAUCAUCUAUUUAUUAUUAACAUUACUUUGUUGAGGAAUACCGGGGUAUGGCAAACUUUUUGUGGUUGCUCAAACUUUUGUAUAAAACACAAAUUAAAACUAAAAGAUCUAAUUAGAGAGAAUCAUAGUGACAAUUUUAUUGCUUUGCAUGUAGACUUUCAACAGUACUUCGGUUCGUAUUCAUACUAAAGUAAAAAGUAUACUACUGUAUUGUAACAAUUUUUUUUUAAUCUUAGAAAUUUUCUUAUUGAAAUAACGACUGAAACUGUUUCUUAAUGGCUGUAUUUUUUUUAUUAAAGUAUAGUAUUCUUGAGUAUUUUUAUAAAUAUUAUGAAAUAUAAAGCGAUUGUUAUACAAAAAUGUACUUUAAUUUAUAAAAUAACAAUACUCUAUAUAAGUAUUAAUCUUUGCAAUGGUGAUUUGUAAUAUAUGUAAUAAACAAUGACCAAAUACAAUUUUAAUUAAAUUGGAUUUUUACAAAAGUACGUUUAUUAUUACACAGAGUACAUAUAUUAUUGGAAAAAUAAUUUAUAACACUUUAAAUUUCAUUUGAAAAUUAUUUUGCUAAAAAACGUUUUGAAAAAGAUUUGUUGUACGAUUUUCUUUUUCAUAAAACUAUGGAAGUCAAUAACAAGUUAAAAUAUUUGUACUUUGACUUUUUUCUAAUAAAUCUGAACAAAAACAAAUCAUGCUACAUACUUAUCAUACUAUCAGUAGAUAAAAUUUGUGGUAACUCUUCUCCAAUGUAUAAAUUAUAGAUCCUACAUAUUUGAAAUAAUUAUUAUUGAUAAAUUUUUGUAGCUAGAGUGUUACACCACUUUUAGAGGGUUUGGUGCAGCCGUUAUUUUGAAAAAAACUCCAAUGGUGGUCUGUAAUUCUCAGUUUGACUAUGAUGUGCAUUAAUAUUUUAUUGUUAUAAACAUAAGAAAUAAAAUUAGCCCGAUAUCAUCAUUGAAUGAAUUCUCUAUCAGGAUACAAAAAAUAAUCAUCAAUGUUGCACAAAAUGCUCUAAAUAUGAUUAAUUACAAACAUUUUCACAUUAUCAAUAAUUGUUUCAAGCAUUGGAAUCUAUAAUUUACAAAAACUAUUACAGGGAAGCAGCUAUAAAUAUUUUUCAUUGCAUGCAUAUUUCUACAGCGACAUAAAUACUAGACAAAUGUGGUUGUCGAAAAGAAAAAGGGACCAUCAAUUUGAUUUUACCAGUAAACAAGAUAAAGUAUUUGAUAUUGUAUCUCAAAUUUAAGAAUGAAAUAGCGAAAUAACAAUCAUAGAAUUAUGAAAAUGUGAGUUGAACAUUUGAUUUUAAUGAUUUAUUGUAAAUUAUGGUAUUCGUUGAAUAUGAUUGAUGAAUUUUUUUAUCAUAAAAAUUUAGAUCAAUCUUUUGUACGUAAAUGGAGAAACUGCAUAAUUAUCACUCUUUUUGUCAUUUUAAUGGAUAAACAAUUCAUUGAUAUAAGAAAUGAAUUUGUA